AUGGUAUGUGGUCCCGUAAAUACUAUACAUCAUGACUACAAGAGCUUAGUUUUAAUAGAAGAAGCUAGAGCUAUAAUCGGUUGGGACAGAAUAAAAGAUUAUAUUAGAGAUGAAAAUUAUUCAAGAAGCCAAAAUGAUAAAUCCCCAAGCCUAAAUCCUUUAAAGAACAUCAAGACAGAGGACAUGAAUAUUCUCAAGACAUCUUAUGAAAAAUUUACACCAUAUGUUAGAGCUCUUUUAAUAGCUAUUACCUGCCUUCAAUUGUUAUGGGAUGUGAUGUUAGUUUCAACAAUAAUAUAUUACCACAUUAUGGUUGAAAAGUUCAUCAGUGGUGUCAUUGCUGUCUUAACGUGGUUUGUUACCUACAGAGUAUGGUAUACAUUACCAAAAGUUUUACCUAAUUUGCCUGGACAUGGCCUAUUUAAGUACAACAGUGAUAAGCCUGUACAUAAUGUGAUGAAUAAAAAAAGGCCAAGCUCUACUAAUACAAAACAUUUUAUGGGAAUGCCCAUAAAUAAAACUCAAGACAAUGACUUAAAUGAGGAUGGAAGAUAA
Molecule: messenger RNA, 555 nt
Organism: Leptosia nina
Lineage: Eukaryota; Metazoa; Arthropoda; Insecta; Lepidoptera; Pieridae
Source: the annotation of a GenBank genome assembly